AGCAGUAAGUUUUAUAUGUUACGGUCGAUUGAAAAAUCCAAGCCGACCAAUCAAAACCGGAGAGAUAGCGUAACAAAAUUAUCUAUAAUAAUAAAAUAUAACCAUUCCGCAAUCAGAAAACGCACAAAACACACUUCACGUGCUGUUUGUAGUAGGUAUUAUCCACCCAAGAUCAUCAAAAUGCCAUCGAAUCAACCGCAACAAGACAUCGGCACCCUCCUAGUCCAAGUCACACAGGUCACUGCAGACGUGAUAGUCGUACUUCUGCAAAUACUAUACUCCAUAGUACUAAGUCUAGGACGCCUGGUAAUACAAAAGCAACCCAAAUCCGUCCGAGGCGAAAUCGUCUUGAUCACAGGUGCUGGACAUGGAAUGGGCAAAGAGUUGUCUUUGUUGUACGCUUCAGAGGGGGCGACUGUAGUAGCCUGGGACAUCAGCGAGAAGACCGGCCUGCAAACUGUUAAAGAAAUCGCGCAGAAGGGUUACCCCAAAGCUCACUUCUUCAAAUGCGACGUGUCGAACCGAGACGAAGUCCUCCGGGUCGCCAAAGAAACCCAAGACAAAGUCGGAGACGUGACUAUUUUGUUCAACAAUGCGGGGAUUAUGCCCACCCACCCUUUCCUUGAACACACGAAGGACGAAGUGGAAAGGAUAAUGAACAUCAACGUCAUGGCGCACUUUUGGACUCUGGAGGCUUUUCUUCCUGUUAUGAAGAAACAAAAUUAUGGACAUGUGGUGACGCUGUCUUCGUGCGCCGGUUUGCUUGGAAUUCCGAAUUUGGUUCCGUAUUGUUGUUCGAAGUUUGCUGUUAGGGGUAUGAUGGAAGCUUUAUACCAAGAGUUUAGGCAAGACAAGAAGAACGAAGUUAAGUUUACUACGAUUUGUCCCUAUAUGGUGGAUACGGGGUUGUGCAAGAAGCCUGUGAUUAGGUUUGAAAAUGCCAUGAAGCUUGUUGACCCUCUAGACGCGGCUAGGGAGAUCAUGAAUGCACAACGUUUGGAGCUCAGGGAAAUUACCAUUCCUCGAUAUCUGUAUUAUUGGCAGUUUGUUCUUAGAAUGCUUCCUGAGAAAGCUCAGGGUUAUAUUGGAGACUUUCUCUCAGUUGGAUUGGAGUCAGACUUAUCCUAAAAAGGUUGUAAGCGUUUGCUAAUUUUAUCAAUAUCACUAUGAAAUAAAGAUUGAACCGACAAACAA
This is a messenger RNA of Zophobas morio, 1194 nucleotides long. Its product is annotated as short-chain dehydrogenase/reductase family 16C member 6-like. Gene Ontology annotation, cellular component: lipid droplet. The coding region runs from base 16 to 1128 and encodes 370 amino acids. Gene Ontology annotation, molecular function: oxidoreductase activity, acting on the CH-OH group of donors, NAD or NADP as acceptor. NCBI's taxonomy places the organism in Eukaryota, Metazoa, Arthropoda, Insecta, Coleoptera, Tenebrionidae. The record is from RefSeq and is a predicted model, not a curated record. The transcript has 6 exons.